Molecule: messenger RNA, 904 nt
Organism: Drosophila sechellia
Lineage: Eukaryota; Metazoa; Arthropoda; Insecta; Diptera; Drosophilidae
Exons: 2
Coding region: 495-839 (114 amino acids)
Molecular function (GO): nucleic acid binding; zinc ion binding
Source: RefSeq, a predicted model, not a curated record
UGGUGAAUGCCUUCGCAAAUAAGUCUGGCUGGAGGUAGAGAGCAAGCCGAAGCGCCCAGAUCGGGAUGCCGUCGGGCCCGGGGGCCUUGCCGUCCUUUAGCAGUUUUGCCAGAUCCAGGAUCUCUUCACUGCUGACCGUGGCGUUGGUUUCGACGUGGUCCCCUGUGGCUGGGUCGGCGGGGCGUAACCCAUCCAUCACAGGGAACAGAUGUUCCGCUACACUGCGGAGCAUCGCUGGGUCCAGUAGCUUGGGAGUCCGCAAGAGGAUUAGUACAGAAGAAUGAAGAACUUGGACUUUUUCUUAGCAUGCAUCCAAAGCAUGCAUGUGGUUGCAUGCAGAUCCAGAACGUGUAUUGCUACCAACGGAGCAGUUGGCGGCUGAGCUGAUAUCAAUGUUUGGUGAGAGGUAGUCGAAGUUAGAAACAAGGAGAAAAUUUGAGGAACGAAAAUGGACAGCGGGCGAAAGCUUUGUUGCUUAUGGAGACGAUAAGGUGAUGCUUGCACAUGGAAUAAAAAUGGAUGAGGAGGAAUUGGUGGCGCUCCUCAUUGAAGGUAUUCCGAAUCAAAUGCUACGUAACCAAGCCCGUAUCCAAUGCUUUGAAGAUAUCCAGCACAUAAAGCGGGCAUUUGCGGAAGUGAAACUACCGAAUAUGGAUGAAGCAGACAAGAAGGUGGCAUCGGUGAACAAUAAUAGCAGCACACUGGGACACUGGGCCAAAGAGUGCAGGAAGCCAAAGCGCGAAAAAGGGUCAUGCUAUGCCUGUGGUGAGAUGGGGCACUUUGCAGCGAAGUGCCUGAAAAACAAGAAUGGGGAUGAAAACAAUUACCAUGCCUCAUAGACACGGGAAGCCCCAUUUCGUUCAUAAAAACUAGUAAAGUACCUAAAGAUGUUAUUGAAGUACCA